GGUUAGUCUCUUGCGUAGUAAUUUCGCUUUAAUUGCUAAAAUGGCUGAGCACGUUGUUAAUCAUGUGGAAAAUGAAGGGGAUAAGGAAGAUAGUCACAAGGGGAAGACAGAAAUGAUUUCUUCUCCUGAUGAGGACUCCAUAUCGGAGCAUAACUCUGAAGAUGGGUCUAGUAAUGAAGUAUUAAAUGGCGAUGUUGACUCCAGAGAUACGGGCAGUGUCACUGAGGAAAAUGUUGAGGUCCUAUCGCCCCAAUCUAAUGACGAUGUUUCCAUUCCAGCUGACAUGAGUUUAACGCAUGAAUCAGUUGAUCCCGUAGUGGGUAACACUUCUUAUGCCUAUGAAGUAUCAACUCCGGAUGACGUAUGUAGUCCCUAUCGUGCAUCCGAUGCCGAAGAGCACUUCUACAGUGUAGGCCAGGACCCCGAGGCAUUAGAUGAAGAACUGUUAGCCAAUGAAAUGACUACAUCGGAUACAACACGUAUUAAACACACUUUAUCUGGUCCUAUAGAUGAACACUUGAUGGACCAGCUACAUCGCGAUGUAUAUCCAGAUUUAUCUGCGAAGGAUACGCCGAAAUCCAAGACGUACACAAUAGUUCAUGAGAAUAUAUUGAACUUGGAUCAUGUACAGCCUAGUGAUUCGUCAAAUGACGUUCCCCUUGAUACCACUCCUGUGGAACCAACGUCUAGUGACGUUGUCAUUGCAUCCGACGAAAGUGUUACUUCCAAUGAUGACACUGAUAAUGACGAUUUACAGGCAUCGUGUUCCUCUGAUCCCAAGGAGAAUAGUAGUCCGGAAGAUUCAUCUAUUGAUUCGCAGCCUAACGACGACACUGCUGAUGGACCACUACCGGAUGAAGGCAGUGCUACAGAUAAUGCCAUCAAUUCUGGGCCACCACAACCUGAUGAAUCUUCUAGUUUCUGGAAAGAUAGUGAUGUAGAGCCUGUGUCCAGAUCGGCUGACGAUUCUAAUACUUCCCCUUCUAAAAGUGUUAGCAUUCAUAGUGACGAUCAGGAUACUAUUAGAGAUGCCGAGGUUAAGCCAAAGGUUUUCAACAUAUCACGUAAAUCUUCCAAGAAGCGUUUGGAUAAGGUGGUGGCUGGUACCAGUGAGAAUCCAAUUGACAUUACUGAUUUGACUGUUGAUUCGGGCAGUCUGUUGCAGUUAUACCAAAACGAUUAUUUCGACGCUUAUAUGCACAUGCAUCAUUUAUAUCAUAGGAAGGAACCUGGAGUUCACGAAUAUCUGGUCAAUUUGCUCUAUUCAAAACGCACUGAUUCAGAGGUUAUGUUUUACCUUCCUCAGUUAUGUCAACUGUCAAUAUCUAAGUAUGGUAAAUCGUCUUUGCAUCGGUUUCUUUUGGACCGUGCUUCUACCUCUAUGCAUUUUGCAUUAAAGCUUUCGUGGUUUUACCAAGCCAUCAUAUCGGAUCAGGCUUCUAAGAUUGGCCAUUUAGCGCAGAAAAUGACGCAGGAAACUGAGAUGGCCGUUGUCAAUUGUAAGUUAAUAUCGCCGUUGUCACAGUCAGCUGCUCCCACGGUUGACAAGGAGUUGAACCUAUGUUCUAAGGGUUUAUUAAUUCGUCGUGCUGCUAUUACUGCUAUUCGUGCUGGUCAUGAGGGCAUUUUCAACACUGCUACACAUAUUGAUGCACUUUUACGGCCUACCAUGCCUAAGCAGAUGAUUUACAAUGCUACUACAUUACUGUGUCCCUUUUCUAAAGUGAAGGUGCCCACUCCUUACUCUAAGAUUGGUGACCCAUUAGACCUGGAGACUCCACCAUAUGUGGAGUGCCCUGAUGAAAUCCAGUAUGAAUUGGAGCGAUUAAUGAUGAAGCAGCGUCGUUUGGAUUACUUUAACAUGUUGAGCAAUUUCGUCAAGUUGUGUAUGGAAGUUUCUAAGUUGUUGACUACUAUAGCCAAGCGUGAUGCUCGUCUACCGCUAUUAACAUUGUUUGCAAAAUCCAUGAAUGAGUGGAUGUUAGUCCAACGUUGUGUGGUAGCUGCUUAUGAGGAGAGUUUUGCGUACCGUGGCCUAUCUCUGCCAAUGAACAAGAUGGGUAGAGACAAGCAAACUAAUAUCCCAUUCCAGUUUCUGAGGAUUGUCGAGGAUGAAAUUAAAAUAUUCCUGUCUAAAAAACGUGCACCGUUCGUCCUUUACUUUGAAAUCGCAAAUCUUGACGAGGACGUCAGGGUUAUAUCUCGUGGUGAGCAGGGAAAGAGUAUAGAGAGUAUAACUUUCCGUGACAUGUAUGUCUAUGAGGCCAUAGUCAAGGACCUUGUGGCCUCGGGGCUACUAGAUGUUGCCGAUGUAUCGUACGUAAUGAACCCGUUGGAGUGCAUCAGGUAUACCAUGGGUAUGUUGCCUCCGGAAGUGCUGCAAAGUCACAAUGAACGCCGUGAGCAAUUUAAAGGCAGGCCUCUGGAUAGUUGGCGCGGCGAGGAUGACAGUGUAUCGUCACUUUUAUCUGCGAUUCACGGUGUUGCUAUUGGCUCGAGUAUCAAGUCAAUGAUCCAACACAGGCAGGAGAAUUACAAUAGCAAUUCGCCUCACUCUGCUUCUGAAACCAAGUUCCCAAUUCUUGAGCGCAUGAGUCCUGAAGAGGCUAAGGCUUAUAUUUUCCCCGAGCUAUUUGAGGAGAAGAAGAAGAAACUGCGUAAAUACAGCCCUUACGGCAACCUAGAGUCGUGGAACGUCCGUGCAGUGAUAAUCAAGGGUGGUGAUGAUUUACGACAGGAGUACAUGGUUAACCAGCUACUGUUACUAUUCAAGGAAAUAUUCGCCAAUGCCCACCUGCCACUCUGGAUACGCCCGGUUGAAAUACUUGUCACGGGUCCUAACUGUGGGAUCAUAGAGUUCCUUCAUGACACAUGUUCGGUGGACGUGGUCAAGCGCAAGUUUAAUGUGGACUCCAUCGCCCGCGCCUUCGAGCGCAUGUACGCCAAGACGAUAUACGAGGCCCGCAAGAACUUCAUUGAGAGUCACGCGGCUUAUUCUAUCAUAUCAUAUUUGUUACAAGUAAGGGAUAGACACAACGGUAACAUUUUGCUGGACAGUGAUGGUCAUGUCAUCCACAUUGACUAUGGCUUCUGUCUGUCUAAUACUCCCGGUAACAUUAGUUUCGAGACUUCACCGUUCAAGUUGACUAAGGAAUACGUGGACGUCAUGGGAGGAGAGACUUCUGACAACUUUGGUUACUUCAAGGCGCUGGUUAUUCGCGGCCUUCUCGAAGCUCGCAAGCACAUGGACCGCAUUGUACUCCUGGUUGAGAUGAUGACUGACGCCCAUAAGAUGCCGUGCUUCGCCGCUGGCACUACAUAUACCAUGGAUAUGCUUAGAGAGCGGUUUAUGUUGAACUUAUCUGAGGAUGUGUGUAUCGAUCGCAUUGUUGCCAUGAUUGAGGAAUCGCUGUACAACUUCACCACGGUACAGUACGACAACUUCCAGCGCUUGACAAACGGUAUAAAAUAACUGUAAUUUAAGUUAAUACAUAUACUUUUGUUUACACGUUGCUUGCGAUGGUUGACGCGUCGCAGGAUGAAGGCUCAUUGCAGGAAGAAG
Babesia bovis T2Bo is the source of this 3562-nucleotide messenger RNA. RefSeq names its product Phosphatidylinositol 3- and 4-kinase family protein. The record is from RefSeq and is a predicted model, not a curated record. Gene Ontology annotation, cellular component: membrane; cytoplasm. Bases 41 to 3472 code for a protein of 1143 amino acids. Gene Ontology annotation, molecular function: 1-phosphatidylinositol 4-kinase activity. Gene Ontology annotation, biological process: phosphatidylinositol-mediated signaling; phosphatidylinositol phosphate biosynthetic process. The transcript has a single exon. NCBI's taxonomy places the organism in Eukaryota, Apicomplexa, Aconoidasida, Piroplasmida, Babesiidae.